AUGGAUUUGUCAUGGUAUAUGAAUCCAGCUUGUUUAGAAAGGGUGAAGAGAAGAAAGAUAAGAGAGAAAGGUGUUGUGUUUGUUGGCUCAAUGAAUAUUCUAACUUCUAAAGACAUUCCAUUUACUAAUAAGAGUAUCUCAAAGGCUUUUGGUGCUCUUAAAGAUGCCUUCUCUUGGUGCGUUGGGUCACUUGAUCAAUCUUUUUGGUUUGACAAUUGGAGUAUUGAGGGUCCAAUUGCUCAAGAUGUCCCUUUUGUACAUAUAUCUGACUCUGAUUUAACUAUUAGAGACGUUUGGAAAGAUGGUCAAUGGAAUCUCCGUGAUAUUUUCUCUAUCAUUCUAGAAGCUGUCAAACAGCGUUUGAAUGCUUAUAAUCCGGAUUUGAAUGCUGAAGAGAGUUCGGGUUGGUCGUGGAGUGUGGCAUCUUCUAGAUUCUACUCAGCUAGGAGUGGGUACAGUUGGCUAGCCAAAAGAAAGUUUGACUGGAAUGAGCAUGAUAAUUGGUUGUGGGUAUGGCGUCUGCAUAUUCCUGAGAAGUAUAAGUUCUUAAUUUGGCUCAGUCUCCAUAAUGCUAUUCCUAUAGCAGAGUUUCGUUUGGGUCGUGUAGCACCUGUCAUCGGUGUCAGAAUGGUUCUAAAUCCAUUCUUCAUUGUCUUCGGGAGUGCCCUAGUGCCAAGGAGAGGUGCAAGGAGUGGAGAUGCUUUUCUUUUCUUUUCGACUAUCUGGUGGAUUUGGAGAAGCAGAAAUCAUGACACAUUUAAUAUAGAUGAUUCAUGGAGUGCUAGUAAAGUGGUGAGUUUGAUUCGUAGUUCAGUAAGGGAGUUUCACACUAUUUUUGCUAUGCAUCAAUCUCUGUCUCCUCCUUCACUUUGUUUGCAUUGGAUUCCACCUCCAGUUCAUUCUGUUAAAUUGAAUUGUGAUGCUAGUUGGUUUGCUCCUUCUGGCUAUGCUGGUUUUGGUUGUAUUAUUCGCAAUCCUGAUGGAUGUUGGUUGAAAGGUUGCACUGGAAAAGUCGAAGUGUGCAGUGUUCUUUUUGCUGAAUUGUAUGCAAUUUGGAGAGGUUUACUUCUUGCUUGGGAGAGUAGAUUUCGUGAGGUUAUUUGUGAAACAGACUGUUUAGAAGCUCUUUUCUUGGUAAACCAAAGAAUGCUUAGUAAGGAUAUUCCGGAAUGGGAUUUGGCAAAGCAUAUUCAGGAGGUUAUGAAUUGGAAUUGGAGAGUCUCUGUUCUUUUAAUUCAGAAGACUGCAAAUAGUGUUGCAGAUUGUAUGGCUAAAGCAGCUGCUUCUGUCGCGGACAUUCACUCGAAUUGGAGCCAACCAUGGAGUGAGCUUCAACAUCUAAUAGAUUUAGAUAUGACCCUAGCCAAUUAA
Messenger RNA from Arachis duranensis, 1371 nucleotides. RefSeq lists its product as uncharacterized. The record is from RefSeq and is a predicted model, not a curated record. Gene Ontology annotation, molecular function: nucleic acid binding; RNA-DNA hybrid ribonuclease activity. The coding region runs from base 1 to 1371 and encodes 456 amino acids. NCBI's taxonomy places the organism in Eukaryota, Viridiplantae, Streptophyta, Magnoliopsida, Fabales, Fabaceae. The transcript has 4 exons.